Messenger RNA from Cylicocyclus nassatus, 932 nucleotides. Lineage: Eukaryota; Metazoa; Nematoda; Chromadorea; Rhabditida; Strongylidae. The record is from the annotation of a GenBank genome assembly.
CGCACAACGAGUAGGUCGCGAUUAUCUUGCAGCCUUGGAGGAAGGGAGCUAACGCAUUCGUCAUCAAAGCUGAUAAUAUUGAAAGUUUUUAGAAUCCUGCACAGCUAGAGGCAUGCUGGCCCGAGGGCUGAGGUGCCUUUCUCUGCGAUGUUCACAUACUAAUAUUCAGAAGCCCUUGGAUGCUGCAACGACUUCUGUUGUACCGGGGUCCAAAGAGGCAUGGGAUCGUCGGCUGAAACUGAGGAAGCCGAAGCUACAACGAGAUGAGAUGUUAUCCGCUAAGGUGUAUUACGCUCCUGAGUGGGAGCUAGACAAGAAGCCCAAUAAAGACGCUGGUUUCCCUGAUCCUUUGAAGAAUUAUGGCAUGAACCCGGAAAAGUGGGAAUACUACAAUAAGGUGGUAUGGCCACCGAAUUAUAUCGUUCCUGAGACUGGACUACCGAAAAUGAGGGAGGUGUUCCAUUGCAGAGAAUCGAUACACUUCUCGCCAAAGCGUAUGUGGCAAGCCUGUCAACUAGUAUGGCGAACCAAUGUCGAUGAAGCAAUAACUCAGUUGAAUUUUCAGCAAUUAAAGAGUUGCAAAAUUCUUGCUGAAGUUUUGAGCGAAGCUAAGGAACGAGCAGAGAAAGAGUUUCACAUUGAAUAUCCAUCGGAGAUGUAUGUUGCGGACGCGUUUCCUGUCCAGUGCAAUAUAAUCAAAGGAGCUCGUAGGCAUGCUCAUGAGAAUUGGUGCACCAUACGUUACCGAUACAUAAACGUGUUUGUACGGCUUGAGGAGGGUGAUCCCCCACCUUUCCGAACAAGGGAAAAACUGAAAAACGGUUGGGAACACAUGGAAGCUUACUACAAGUAUCUUAGGUCACGAAGCAAAAAGUAUAGUAUAUAAUGUAGGUUUUAUGAGCUUGUUAUUGUCCAUCAAUAAAUGAUUCUGA